Brassica napus (rape) is the source of this 2856-nucleotide messenger RNA. RefSeq lists its product as uncharacterized. The transcript has 7 exons. Bases 1 to 2856 code for a protein of 951 amino acids. Lineage: Eukaryota; Viridiplantae; Streptophyta; Magnoliopsida; Brassicales; Brassicaceae. Gene Ontology annotation, biological process: proteolysis. Gene Ontology annotation, molecular function: cysteine-type peptidase activity. The record is from RefSeq and is a predicted model, not a curated record.
AUGGAAGAUCUGUUGCUUCCUCCUAGAAUGUUCGCCGCCGGCGAAGAACCACUUGGUGAGCGCGUCAACACGUAUCACAAGAUAAAGAGGACCGAGUUACUAAUCAAGGCUCUUGAACCGGAAGAGUUAGUGUUUCUGAGAAAUUCUACGUUUGGCAAGAUUCUGGCGAUAGAGGAGAACCCUCCGUUUUCGGGUGCAUUUGGCCAAUACGUCGUUGUCAGACUUCUGAAAGUAAACAAAAAAUACGAGGUUUGGUUCAUCUUCUCCGGAAACCCAGUCAGAAUGUCACUCCGGGAGUUCGCUAUCGUCACCGGAUUAAACUGUCGGAAAAUUCCAGAACCAACAAAGAAGAGAAAAAAUCCUCUGAAAGAGAAGCUUUACUGGAACGAACUCCUUGGCUCGUUAAAGUUCUGCACUGUUGACACAGCCAUCGACAUGCUCAAGAAUAAGGUUGUGAAGAGCAAAGAGGCGCGCAUCAAGUUUGCUUGCCUUGCAAUUACGUCGUCGAUUCUAUUCCCGUCCUCUCACACACCCCGCAUCAGCCCUGAGCACGUCGAACUGAUUCGAGAUUUAGACGACUUCCUCGCAUUCCCGUGGGGCAGAGCCGCAUACCACACGCUUGCUACCUCUCUUAUUUCAAAAGAUGAAAUAGCAUUAUCGCAGGCGUCUGUUGCGAUCCGCGGUUACGUUGAUGCUAUUCAACUAGUUUUUCUUGCCGCCAUCCCUCAGUUGAAGGAAGAAAUCACACAGUCUGAGCGCACUGUUAUUGUGGAUUCCGAAAGCGAGAGCGACAACCCGGACGAGGAGUCAGCGUUAGAGGUUGACAACGCGGUGCCGCUAGCAGAACCUUCAGAGGCGACCAAGUAUUGUCUUAUCCCCGGGCAUGCUAAGAGCAUAGACAUCGAGUGUCAGGUCACUGUUAAGUCUAUCAUAGAUGAGCCGUACGAAGAAUGGUCUGCUGGUUUAGAUUUCUCGUGGGUCGAUGAGUCCGAAGAUCUCGCUGUAGAUAACCUAGUUCGACUGAUUGGUGAGGGUUAUUCAUUUCGUAAGGAAAUGUUCAAAGGUGGUCUUAACGCAAGUGAUCUGUCGCGUCUGCGGGGAGUGAAGAAACUCAAGGAGAAAGAACCGACGGAAAAAAACGACAAGGAUCACGCCGCGGAGGCGACAGAUGUGGAGGGUGCUGACUCUCAAACCCACAUUUUAAUAGCUAAUUUGGUUGCGUCUCAGCUACUUGACAAGUCCAGAUCUCCCGCCUCUGAGUUACGUGAUGAAAUCAGCUCACUGGAGAAGCGUAUUUAUCAAGCACUGGACGCCAAGAUAGGGAAAAUUGCCUCUUCAACUAUUCAUUCACAGCAGUUCGCUAGCCUUCAGACCACAAUCGCUGUAUUCCUACAGGACAUUGAUAAGAAGAUUGGCGAUGCUCUUGUUGGUCAAAUGAAGAUCAUGCAAGCUUCGAUACUGAACAGUGUAAAUGAACUCAUUAACCAGACCAUUACAAGCCGCCGUGUUUCUGUGGAGCAUACAGUUCCCGCUCUGUCUCCUGAGUUGCUUACACAGCAAGCCUCCACUGCCCCCCCUGUCAACGAAAAACCUCCAGCCGCGCCCGAGACUCGCACCCCAUACGAAGAUGCUGAUAUUCGCAUCAGCGAGGUGCUGCGUGAUCUGAACAUAGGACCCGACCAUUCUCUCCCUGCAAACACAGUUGAUAAUCUCGAUGCUGAGCUGGACACCGCCAACGGAGCGUCGUUGCAAACCUCAAAUGCGGCUGAGUCUCAGCUCCCGGCCGACCACAGAGUUUUGCAAGUACAGGAUUUAGUUUCAGCCAACGACACCCCUGAACAGGGAGUUUCAUCUUUCGUUGCUGAGAAUCCUGUCUCAGAAGAUCCUGAAGAUAAGGAGAUGCAUAUACCUUUUUAUCUACACGAUAUGCCGUCUUUCUCACUCGGGCUCUCGCAGGAAGAUGUCCCCGGUGCGGAUGAGACGCCCAACCCGAUUAACUACGUUUCACCACCCAAGGCACAUGAAGAAGAGGCACCGGAGCUGAGGAAGAGCAAAAGGUCUAGGAUAAUCCCUGCUGGACUUCAGGACUACAAAUGUGAUCCAAAGGUCAAUGCAGGGCAUUGCCUUCUCCCUGAUAUUGACCACCGUUUUACGCUAAUGGAGCAGAAGGUUAUGAAGGAAUCGUCCAUUAUUCUGCCUAACGGAUACUCUAUGUCAUCGGCUGAGUUCUUAGACAUUGCCUACCGCAACACCAUAUUACCGACGGGGGUCGUUGACGCCCUUAUCGGAUUUGUAUCUCGUGGCCCCGCGGUUGGUCCCAAUGUUGUCAUAUACGACACGACCCUACCAGUUGCUCUGAUGAACCACCACAAUCGGUUUGUCAAGACCGCCGUCAAAGACCGUCCGAAGCUUAAGUUCGCUGACGUCCCGCUGGAGAAACACUUGGAGAAGUCGCUGGAGAGGUUAUAUUUCCCAUUUAACAUGGACAAACAACACUGGGUUGGAGUUUGUAUCGAUACCAAAGCGUCCACUCUCCAUGUCCUUGAUUGCAACACCUCGUUCCGCAGCGACAACUCCCUGAAAAAAGAGCUAAACCCUAUUGCUACCCUUCUCCCAUACUUUCUUAAACAGUUUGGAUUUUCAGGAACCAAUGCCGGUUUCAAGGCCUUUACCGUGUCCAGAUGCAAGGGAAUACCGCAAGUAACUACUCAAACUGAGUCAGGUGUCAUGACGGUACUUUUGAUCCAAGCUCACGCUGGGGAUGGAAUUGGUGCUUGCAAGGCAAUCACUCAGCGUCUGCUUCCUGACGCAGCCAAACAAUUGGCGGUCAAAUUCUUCGAUGCCAUCUCGAUCUAA